CCAGCAAACACUCUGCACGGCAGACUGUAAGAUAAUUGUGGAAUUAUCAUUAUUUUCAGAUUUUAAAUUAUCGUUUUCGGCUGUUUUUAAAUUAAUUCGGUUGCGCAAAUUUAAAAUUUUACUAAUCACCUGCUGGAUUCGUGAAGGCCAUGCGCAACGCGAUCCACCGCGCAACCACGGCAUUCGCUGCUAAUUGAACCAGUGAAAUCCGAUGUUGGCGCGAGUAAUGGAUGGGGUUAUUUGCGGAUGAUGUUUAGCAUCCGAUGUCGUCAUCGCCCUGACAAGGAGCAUCCCACGCUACAUGAUCCCCUCGUUCCUGUGAUAUUUUGCCUCAGUGUUGCAGGAUUAUGCUGAAGGAAGACAGAAUGAUCCAGGUGAGCGUCGUCAAGCGGUUAUUGUUGUAGCAGCCACUUUCCCUGCCAACGACGCGCAUUGAACACACGGCUUUUCCUCCUGUAUGGGGACAUGCAGCAACAAUGGCCCAGGUGAACGGUAAUCAGCAGAAUCUGGCCAUUCUGCAGCGCGUCGAGGAGCUCUUCAGCAGUAAGCUGGAGUUGUGCAUGCAACUGCAGAGUCUCGUGGAUACCUCGGCGCAGUCCCUGCAUGCAUUCCGAACGCACUGCUCCACCAGUCGAGAGCUAAUUAAAGAUGAGAUCCGCAUGCUUGAGGGUAAACUGAUCCAGCGCAUCGGACGCCAGUUGGCAGUACGGCGAUUGCUCAGUCAGCACUUUACGCACAUCUCCCAGGAGUUGAAUUUGUCGCAGUAUUUGGAGACUGAUUUGGAUGUGUUUGUGGCGCAGCGGGAUGCCAGUAUCAGCGGCGACUCACAGGUGUCCAGCCGGGAGUCCCUGGCGACGGAAACGGGCGACAGUGCCGUGACCUGUGUGUUGGAUAAGAUCCGCCUCAUCCUCGACGAGGAACUGGUCCAGCUGCCCAGUCUGAAGCAGUGGCUGGAGAUCGUUGGACUGCAACCGGCAUGUGUCAAGGCAAUCAUGGAAUUAGUGGGCAGCGUGGAGGAACUGCUACAGACAUCGGAAUCCAAAUUAAAGGCGGUGAUUGUCUCGUCCAGCGGUGUAUGUACAUGCCGCCCGGCGGACGUCUCCGAUGAUAGCCAGACCGUGCCGGAUUCGGCGUCGGAGGACACCACCAGCCGUAAAGAUUCCACGUUGCGUGUGGAGAACGGGAACACCAAGGAAAAAGGCAAACUUCCCUUCCAUAUACGGGAAGAUGUCCGGCGUCUGAUUACCGCCUGCCGAUUGCUGAGGAUCUAUACCGAUCGAUUAUUGGCUGACGAUAGUGAUCUCCGGGAGCUGGCCAACCUCAACCCCGCGGACCUACCCACCGGUCCCAGCGGGCACACCCCCUCCGCACAAAUGCCCAUUCCCAGUUCCUCUUCCUCGUCGGCCACGCCGCCCAACAGUCUGGUGCGGAAGGAAUCGGUGAAAUCCUUAUACUGGGAUAGUUGGCGGUAUCGGCCGUCGAGUGCCGCGCCACCCGUCCCCGAUUAUCCCGGAUCCGGUGGGGAUGCUUUAUCCCCGCAACAGCAAGUUCCCUUUUGCUCCAUCCAUCUCGCCGUGGACAAACGCUACGGGAUGAUGGAGCCGCGUCCGCCCGGGCAGCGGCUGCCGUCGAUGUUAUCCUCCUUCUCCUCCGAUGACAACUUUCUCUCCUCCCCCUCCACCUCCCAGUCGCAGUAUCCCGUCCCGGCCAAUCCCUCGGCCAAGACCACGCACCGCCUGACGUCGCAGUCGUCGGUGAUGUCCUCGGUCAGCACGGCGACCACCACCGGGGACGAGGCGGACGGCGCAUCCAUGUUCGCCGAUCUGGCGUCGGCGUCGUCAUCCUGCGCCAACUCGGUCUUCCCCAGUGCCAACAAUAUUCUGCAGUUAGUGCAGCAGUACGACACCAGUCCGGCGACGAUGAAACGGCAGUACGCGGCCGCCGGAGUGGAUGAGCGGGAUACGCAUUCCCCGCAGUCGGUGUUCCCCUCGCCCGGGGAGAAUGUCAUCAUCCGUCCGUCUUCCUCCACCCCGUCGCUGUUGUUAACCGGGACGAAUCCGGCGCAACCACACGCGCCGCAACCAAAUUUGACCCUGGCGCCGACGGUGCAUCGGAAGGAGCUGGUUAAAUUCACGAAAAGUUCGUCGUUGGAGUCGUCGCUGCGGCACCGUCUGAAUUCCGAUGAAACCGGGAUGCCGUUGGCCAAUCAUUCCACGGGGAACAGCGGGAGUAGUAAUAACAGCAGCAACAGUAAUAUUACGUCAGCGGCGAAGAUGCAGCCGGAGAAGGUGCACAAUUCCAGGCGGAUGCAUCACAGUAUUCACCACGUCUUUAAGAAUCAGUUCUUCCUCACGCAGACGGUGUGCGGGUUUUGUGAGAAGCAUCUGCGCGGCUUGGGACGAAAAUGCCGGCAUUGUAAACUGCGGUUCCACCCGGAUUGCGCCGAGAAGAUGCCGCCGUCGUGUGGAUUACCAGACGGAUUGGUCCGCGAGUAUUAUCAUUCGAUUAACCCCGGGUCGCGGGAUUUCCGAGUGGGCAGCGGGAGUAUCGACGCCACGACCGUUCAGGAGGAUGUCAAAGUGGAGGAUGAUGAUGAUACACUGAGUGAGUUCACCAAGCGGAAACCCUCGGAUGUGGAGGUGGUACUGCCGACGCAUAAAAAGUUUGCCACGAUUUCCAAAGGCUCGGAGAUAGCCCGCGAGGGCGGGAAGACGUGGCGAGCCAAUCUGAAGUGGUUCGCCUCUAAGACGCCGCCGCCGCUGGAUAGUCCGAGCGGGAAGAAGACCCGGUUGAAGAAACAGCGGAGUAUGUCCACCGGAAAUGCGCGGGAGAUUGUGAAAUCGCCGGCGACACCGGUACGCACGCCGCCGUUGAGUCCGGAUCUCAAGUCACCCAUUGUGCGGCGGAUUAGUGGGAGUUUCAGUCUGCCGAAAGAUCGGCGGAAGCGGAAUAAUCUGGUGCUGCCGAAGGAUGAGCCGAAAGUCAGUAAGAGUUUCCAUAGUUUAUCCACCGAGCAGGGCGGAGUGGACGGGGAGAAAGCGCGGACUCGGUUGCCAUCUGGAGCGUCGCUGAUGGAUAAGGGUCCGGGAGGGCAUGAAGGACGCACGGUAUCGGUGUCGUCGACGGGUGGCGGGACGUCACCUGGAAAUAACUCCCAGGAUUCGCUGAGCGCACCUAGCAGCAGUCUACCCUCCAGUAAUUCCGCAUCGGUGCCGGCGUCGCCCGGCAGCAUCUCCUACGGUCGCUCCGCCUCCGGCUCCACCGGGGCACCCGUCUCGCCGCUGGCCUUAACCUCCUUUGUGCAUCCGCGCAACUACCGCUCCUUCAUGAAAACCGUCAAAGACCAUAUUAAAUCGCACUUCCCCUGGCCGGCACCGCACACCAAAGACGCCAGCGGCAGCGUCCCCAAGAGCCCCACCGACACACCGGACGGGGCGCAUGAAGUGCGGAAAACCCCGGUGUUCAGCCGGCGCCGGUCGGAGGAUAAGACGGCCAGUCAGUGGUACGACGGGGUGAAGUCCCGGCAGCGCGUGAUGACGCCGGAGGAAGAGGAGGAGUCGGUGCGGUUGGAAGCGGAGGAUUCGUUUCCCUCGGAGCCGUCCAAUACGUUCCCCACCGUGUUGGUGCAGCCGAAUGCGUUGUUGGAUGCGGUGAAGGGUAGUGGAAAGGGGAAGGAUGAGAAGAAGGGACCGCGGCGGUUUUCCCUGUUGGAAGGACAGGAGGAAGCGGAGCAUGCCGGGGGGACGACGGCGUUGAAAGUGCCGACCGUAGAGGUGGAGGAUGAUAAUGAGCCCAGUUAUUCCAGUGAGAUCUCCGGGGAUCAUACGGAGACGUCGCCUAUCGCGUGGCGCAGGCAGCAGAGUUUGUACCUGCGUGAGCUGAACAUUCCGUAUGAGCAGUUGAUUAUUGGCGAGAAAUUGGGACCGGGAACAUUUGGACAGGUGUACCGGGGGAAGUGGCACGGGGAUGUGGCGAUAAAAACCCUCAAUGACGAUUAUUUGUACAGCGACGCGGAGGAAGUGCAUGAGGCCUUUAAACAAGAUUUAGCGACAUUGCGGAAGACGCGCCACGACAAUCUGGUGCUGUUUAUGGGGGCCUGUAUGAAGCGAUCGCACAUGGGACACCAGCAGAUCAUCAUCACCAGUCUGCUGUCGCGCGGCCUGUCCAGUGGCUCCACCGCCAGCACCUCGGUGACCCUGCACGAUCUCAUCCACGAAGCCCGCGGCAAAUCCCUCACGGCACCCUACAAAGUCCAGCUGAAUCGCCUGCUGAUCAUUGCCAGCCAGGUGUGCCAGGGCAUGGGCUAUCUCCACCGGCGGGGUAUUGUGCAUAAGGAUUUGAAAUCCAAGAACAUCUUCGUCACGCACGAAAAGUGUAUCAUCACGGAUUAUGGGCUGUUCAGUGUCAGCAAGAUGUCGCAACAUGGAAGGAGUGACGAUUUACUCUGGUUCCCGCGAAACUGGAUCUGUUACCUCGCUCCGGAGAUCUGUCGCCGUCUACGCACACCGCGCGAUCAAAAGCGCGCGUUCCGCGCCAGCAGCAACCACAAUGAGCCGCUGGUCCCCUUCAGCAUCUUCAGCGACGUGUACGCCUUCGGGACGGUGCUGUACGAACUGUGCACCGGCACCUUCCCCCUCCUCUACUCCGCCAACAACGCCCAGCGCCUAGUCCACAGCAUGUCCACCUCCAGCGUGCAUUCCGGGGUGGGGACGCCCUCCAGCGACACCCCCUCGACGCCCAGCACCAGCCUGCCGCCCUCCACGCCCAGCAGCCUGAAUUUCCCGGGUGGAUCCCGGCUCCCGCGGCCUCCCGAUCCCAACCUCCCGGGAUCAUUGGAUUCAGCGCUGUUCCUCAUCGCGUCCGGGGCGCAUCCCAUUUUUCGUUUAUUCCGCUCGCGAACGGGGCAGGGUCCGCGUUCCGGGAGCACCUCCACCCCGGGUGGGGUGCCACGGGGUUCGAAGCAUCCCGGAUCCCCGCCGCAGACCCUGACCAUCACGCCCGGGACGCCGCCGACCCCGGUGCAUGCGCCGGUGUAUUUAUUGUCGCCGAGUAUCGAUGAGACGGCGGCGCGGGAAUUAAUUGAGAUGAUCAGUAUCUGUUGGUCGCCCAAGAUGCCGCACCGGAAGGAAUUUCCGGAGCUGUUCCAGAUGCUGGAACGCGUGCCGAAAAAGAGUCUGGCGCGCAGUCCCAGUCAUCCUGUCCACGGAAAUCAUCCCGUGAAGGAGACGAUACACUAUUAAUGGAAUCGGAGAGUGUGUGUUUUUAACGUUUUGAUGGUUUAUGUUGCGCGAUUGCGGAGCGGUUUGUUCUCUCUUUCUUCGGGCUGGUGAAUAAGGAUCGAUUGUGAUGGGAUGGUUCCUAGCUUUUGCAAUUUAAAAUGGGUUUUGGUUUUUUUUUGCUAAUUUUAUUCUUUUGGAUUUGUGCUUUUUUAUCGUCUUAGCCUUGUUGGAUGGUAUGUGUGUAUACUGUGUAGUAUAAAUGGUUUUUCGCGGCUUGCAGGUCACUUAUGUUUGCCGUUGUGGCGCACAUUGUACAGUAGUUCGAAGUGUUAUUGACUCCAAAAAAAUGGAAUAAAACACGAA
Molecule: messenger RNA, 5582 nt
Organism: Paramacrobiotus metropolitanus
Lineage: Eukaryota; Metazoa; Tardigrada; Eutardigrada; Parachela; Macrobiotidae
Exons: 8
Coding region: 477-5240 (1587 amino acids)
Biological process (GO): Ras protein signal transduction; protein phosphorylation
Cellular component (GO): cytoplasm
Molecular function (GO): protein kinase activity; ATP binding
Source: RefSeq, a predicted model, not a curated record